AUGGUGCAGCAGGCCGAGAGCUCGGAAGCCGAGAGCAACCUGCCCCGGGACGCGCUGGACACCGAGGAGGGCGAGUUCAUGGCGUGCAGCCCGGUGGCCCUGGACGAGAGCGACCCGGACUGGUGCAAGACGGCGUCGGGCCACAUCAAACGGCCCAUGAACGCCUUCAUGGUGUGGUCCAAGAUCGAGCGCAGGAAGAUCAUGGAGCAGUCGCCAGACAUGCACAACGCCGAGAUCUCCAAGAGGCUGGGCAAGCGCUGGAAGAUGCUGAAGGACAGCGAGAAGAUCCCGUUCAUCCGGGAGGCGGAGCGCCUGCGCCUCAAGCACAUGGCUGACUACCCCGACUACAAGUACCGGCCGCGCAAAAAGCCCAAGACGGACCCGGCGGCCAAGCCCAGCGCGGGCCAGAGCCCCGACAAGAGCGCAGCGGGCGCCAAGGCGGCCAAGGGCCCCGGCAAGAAGUGCGCCAAGCUGAAGGCGCCGGCGGGCAAGGCGGGCGCGGGCAAGGCGGUGCAGCCCGGAGACUGCGGCGCGGGCAAGGCGGCCAAGUGCGUCUUCCUGGACGACGACGACGAAGAAGACGACGAGGACGACGAGCUGCAGCUGCGGCCCAAGCCGGACGCGGACGACGACGACGACGAGCCCGCGCACUCGCACCUGCUGCCGCCGCCGGCGCAGCAGCAGCCCCCGCAGCUGCUGAGGCGCUACAGCGUGGCCAAGGUCCCCGCCAGCCCCACGCUCAGCAGCGCGGCCGAGUCCCCCGAGGGCGCCAGCCUGUACGACGAGGUGCGCGCGGGCGGCCGGCUGUACUACAGCUUCAAGAACAUCACCAAGCAGCAGCCUCCGCCCGCGCCUCCCGCGCUGUCACCCGCGUCCUCGCGGUGCGUGUCCACCUCCUCCUCCAGCGGCAGCAGCAGCGGCAGCGGCGCCGAGGACGCCGACGACCUCAUGUUCGACCUGAGCUUGAAUUUCUCCCAGGGCGCGCACAGCGCCUGCGAGCAGCCUCUGGGCGCGGGCGCGGCGGGGAACCUGUCCCUGUCGCUGGUGGAUAAGGACCUGGAUUCCUUCAGCGAGGGCAGCCUGGGCUCCCACUUCGAGUUCCCCGACUACUGCACGCCGGAGCUGAGCGAGAUGAUCGCGGGGGACUGGCUGGAGGCGAACUUCUCCGACCUGGUGUUCACGUAUUGA
Messenger RNA from Arvicola amphibius (Eurasian water vole), 1188 nucleotides. RefSeq names its product SRY-box transcription factor 11 (gene Sox11). The transcript has a single exon. Gene Ontology annotation, biological process: negative regulation of transcription by RNA polymerase II; anatomical structure morphogenesis; neuron differentiation. Gene Ontology annotation, molecular function: DNA-binding transcription activator activity, RNA polymerase II-specific; RNA polymerase II cis-regulatory region sequence-specific DNA binding. Lineage: Eukaryota; Metazoa; Chordata; Mammalia; Rodentia; Cricetidae. The record is from RefSeq and is a predicted model, not a curated record. The coding region runs from base 1 to 1188 and encodes 395 amino acids.